CCAGCAGCCGAGUGUGCCGGGGGUCUGGGACUCCUCCCCGCACAGAGAAGCAAACUACUUCUUUCCUCGAUUUUCUCCGCUUCAGCUUCCCUCGCAGAUGCCCUCCUAGGCAACUCGCUUUUUUAAAAAAUGCGUGUGUCGACCGCGGUGGCGGCGCCUCGCGCUUUUCCGGUCCGGUCUCUCCCUUCGCUGUGGUUGCACGCAUGCAAGUUCCGUCGAGUGUACGUCCACCUGGAGCAGGGGUCUCGAAAAGCGUGGAAGAGCACUCAGAGGUAUUCUUCUGAGACUUUUCCCUCCCACUGGCUCCUGCAGAAGAACUGGAGUGUUCGUUUUUCUCAUUGUCUCCGAGAGGAAGCUCACGGGGAGGGGACUCCUCUUGUGCAAAAGGCCUCCGGAGCCGGUGGCAAGCAAGAAGCGGCCUCUUGCUCUCUUCGAAAGCGGACGUGCAUGCAUGCGUUCUGUCGGCUCACCCGCGAGAGUUGUUUUUUCGCGCCUCGAAUGGCUCGCACAUGCUGCUUCCCUCCUUCAAACCAUGAGCCUCCUCUCUCUCUCUCCACGGCAGGCUUCUCUCACUCUCGCGGUCACUAACUCUGUCUCUUGGUUUUUUUUCGCGUUCGUCUCCCGCUGCACACAAGCGCGUGCACCCAAUACGCACUGCCAGGCUUCCGCGUUCUUCUCUUAUUUCUGCUUCACGUUGCCUCCGACUCCUUCUUGUCUUUUGUGGAGGACCUCUGUGGAGUGCAGAAGCCACAGGAAGAAGGCACGCCCGUUGUUUCCUUCCUGUCUCCUCCUCCCUCUCUUCCGGGUCUCUCUUCCUCGUCUGUGCCUUCUUUCUUCCUCGUUUUCGCCUUUGUGCUUCUUUUUCGCAUUUCUGUGGUUGUCCUCUGAUCUUUGCCUGUUUCGAGAAUGACAUCCGCGCCGUUGACGCAUCGCAUUCUGCUUUUCUCUCCUUCCUUCUCCUCAUCUCUUUCCUCUACUUGUCGCUUCUCUUCUGCAAGUUCUUCUUCACGCGUCUCUGCAUCUGUUUCCUUUCUCGCUUCCUCUCGCCUCCUUCUUGCUCGCUCUUCCCUGACUUCUUCAGGCUCCUCCGUUUCGUCUCUCCUCUCUUCUCCCUCUUCUUCCACCUCGUUUCCCUCUCGUUUCGCACUCUCUGCUAGAGCGCCUCCCCGGAGAGGAGACAGAAGAAGAUGUCUGUCUCCAUUUCUUCCUUCGUUGAGCUGCGUGCAGGGGCAUGUCGGCUUUUCUUCGCUCGCUGAAACGCGUGGCUACUGUGCUCGACAGAACGACGGGGGAAGCGUCUGUCUCGCUCUCCCGUCUCGGAACCCUCCUCGUUCUCCUUUCUCGUUUUUCUCCGCCGUCUCUUCUUCGCCUCGACUUUGCUUCUCUCUCUCUCAGAGACACACGCCUUUUUUUUCUCCGCCGCCUGGCACCUGCGGCUCCAGCCGCUGCCUCUUGCCUCCGUUCUCUCUGGCAUGUGCGAGCGCGUCUCUUGCAAGCCGCCAAGGAACAUCUCAAAAUCUCCCCUCUACCGAGUCGUCUCUUUUCUCUUCUCCUCUCUCUUGUUCUCCUCUCUCUUGUUCUUCUUCUCGCUCUUCGUCUGCUUCUCUCUUUUCCUCUUCUCUCUCGUCUUCCUCUCCUCCAGCUGCCGCGCCUGCUUCUCGCCGUGUUUCGGGUGUCUGUGGAGCUCUCGGCCUGCGUUCUCCCGCGUGCGUCUCCUUCAGCUCGUCUCCUGAGGCAUCUGCGUGGAGAGCGUCUGUCGCGGCCCUUUCGCGUUCGUUCUCUUCGUCGCCUCACUCGCGUUUCUGCCGAGUCGACCGAGAGGCGAAGACUGAAGGCGAGGCGCGGCGUCGGUGGGCGGUGAUCGGCGCCUCUCUCUACUUUCUGCUCAUGAGCGUCGCCUUCGCGUUCGUUCCUCUGUACGAGGCCUUCUGUCAGAGCACCGGCUACGGAGGCUACGUGCAAACGCGCGACACACACGGCGGGAAGAAGAACGGCGAAGACCCGGUGCCCUCGCGCGAGCGAUCUGGAGGCGAAGACGACGUGCUGCUGGAAAUUGACUUUGCUUCUCACUGCAACGUUCCUUGGGAGUUCGAGCCUCUCCAAAAGAGAGUGAUUGUCGCACCGGGAGAAUCUGCUCUCGCUUUCUAUCGAGCACGAAACAAACUGGACAGACCUGUGAUCGGUAUUUCUCUGUACAGCGUGAUGCCGCCGGAGGCAGGUAUUUACUUCAACAAGAUUCAAUGUUUCUGUUUUGAGGAGCAGAUGCUCAACCCCCACGAGGAAGUCGACAUGCCUGUCUUCUUCUUCAUCGAUCCAGACAUCCUGGACGACCCUCGCCUUGACCAAAUGAAGAGAAUCACGCUCUCCUACGUCUUCAACGAGUCCGACGCCGACAUACCAGUGGACUACAAGCACCUGCCCAUAGCUAAACCUACAGAGAAGAAACCGCCGGUAGUUGAGAUUUAACGCAGCCCGAACUCUCCCGUUGUCUCCCGCUCUCCCUGCUUCUCUCUCCUCUUUUGGCGUCUUCGCAUUUUUCUCCUUUUCCUCUGGGAUUCACAAUACCCUGUUUUUGUCAGGCUCUCAUCUUCCUCACUUUUCUGCUCUCUUCUCUGCUUUUGCUGUGAAAAAAAACUCUAAAAGGAGUUGGAGACAGGCGUCGGGUGCCGCGGUCCGCCGUCGCUGCGGACUGCACGUCGUCUUUGAAAAGCGUCAAAGAUAAAGUCUUUUCUCUCUUUCGUUUCGGUAAAACAUUCUUCUGUUGUCUCUUUCUUCCCGGUGAAUUCUUUUGUUGUCCAAAAGGAAAGGAUUUUUCAUUUGGCGAUUCCAAUAUCGAACGCGUUUCUGGAACCUUCGAGCUUCUUUUCGUCUGUCUUCAGUUCCAGUAUCACUCCCUUCAGAGCUUGCACUGUACUUCUUUUUUCGACGCAUGCACGCCGUGUACCCUCGCACUCGACCUCCCCCUUCCACAGCGUUUCGUGGGAUUUCUCGAUAUCAACACCUGUGCAUGUUUGUGUGUGGACCCCUUUAAUUCCAUUCGCAAAAAAUCAAAUACAUGUCUAUAGUUGUGUAUGUGAAUAGGUGUGCAUGCUUUCACAAAACAACAUACAAAUAUCUGCGUGC
Messenger RNA from Toxoplasma gondii ME49, 3123 nucleotides. Its product is annotated as cytochrome c oxidase assembly protein COX11 protein, putative. The transcript has 6 exons. NCBI's taxonomy places the organism in Eukaryota, Apicomplexa, Conoidasida, Eucoccidiorida, Sarcocystidae. The record is from RefSeq and is a predicted model, not a curated record. The coding region runs from base 907 to 2466 and encodes 519 amino acids. Gene Ontology annotation, cellular component: mitochondrial inner membrane. Gene Ontology annotation, molecular function: copper ion binding.